AAGACUUGAAGUUAAGGUGGGAGACUUGGAUGAAGGAUUUGGAGAACCUGGAAAGAAUUGAAAUUCAAAGAUGCUUCAUACCUGACAGCCUUGGUGAGAUUCAGAGAGCCGAGCUUCAUCAUUUCUCUGAUGCAAGCAGUCAAGGGUAUGGCCAGUGCUCUUACAUCAGAGUAGUAAGCAGAGAAAGGGUAUGCUGCUCCUUGAUCAUGGGCAAGGCGAGGGUUGCACCAACCAAAAUAGUCACCAUACCGAGACUAGAGUUAACUGCAGCAGUAACCUCGGCAUCUGUGAGCAGCACAUUAAAGGAGGACCUGUAUGCUAAGAAAUGGUGGAGAAGGGUCCAAUAUCUGACUGAGCAAUUUUGGCACAGAUGGAGAAAGGAAUACCUGGCCAAUAUUGCUCUGAGACAGCAAUGGCAUGCACCAAGACGUAAUGUGGAGGUGGGUGACAUUGUGAUUCUCAAAGAAGAAGAUGUUCCUCGCAAUGAAUGGAAACUAACUAGGGUUGUGGAAGCACAUGAGGAUGAUGAUGGACUUGUACGGAAGGUGACAAUCCAGACUGGUGAUCGGAAAUUAGGAAAGAGAGGCGAACGCCUCGUCCAACCAUCCGUCAUUCAAAGACCCAUUCAGAAAUUAGUGGUCCUGGUAGAAAAUGAGAAAAAUAUGUCAUUCAUUGAUUAGAUUUCCCUUCUAAAAUACAAGUUGUCAUUAUGCUGUACUUCAUGCACAUGUUGUGGAGAUGUAAAUUCUGUUCAUAUUGUUGAAUUCAUUGUUUGAGAAAAGUAUAUUGUUUAUGUCAAUGCAAGAGUGUUUUAACAUAACAACAUGGUGCUUGGGAAUUACCAUUGAUUUAAUGAACAAUACAAGUGUAUUUAUAUUCGCAAUUGUAAUAAUCAAAGGUAAUUGGUGGGAGUGUAACUGACGUUGAAAUGUUUGUGUUGGUUGCCAUGACAACACCAGCAGCGCAUCGGAGAUCGGUACGUUGUCUCUGUUUUGUUUUCUUUAUUUGGUACUCAUAUUGUGGACCUGUGCAGUGGAGUUAUACGUCUUUCUUAUAAGAAAUGUUUCUGUUGAGAUUGUUGUGAGGUAGUCGCUUCCUGUGAGUCGCGGGAGAGACGACACGGAGCGGUAACACGGCGGACUUUUGGAACAUACAUCUUUUCUACUGCUGGGUUUACAAGGCGUACACGUUUUCACGGUGCUCCAUGAUUGUCAGAGAGAAAUAAAAUAAUUGUGGACAUCA
Messenger RNA from Nothobranchius furzeri (turquoise killifish), 1242 nucleotides. RefSeq lists its product as uncharacterized. The record is from RefSeq and is a predicted model, not a curated record. Gene Ontology annotation, molecular function: nucleic acid binding; zinc ion binding. NCBI's taxonomy places the organism in Eukaryota, Metazoa, Chordata, Actinopteri, Cyprinodontiformes, Nothobranchiidae.